ACCAUUACAGUUUCAGAACUGAGAAACUCAAUUCAGUUGCCUGCGAAACGCUGAACCCAACGGACGGGGUGCCUCGUGGCUGUUGUGUUUUAGCAAAAAUCCCACCGAACCCCAAAAGACUAUGCAUUUGUUUUGUUGCUCUCAGAACAGAGAAGAAGAACUAACAGACAGACAGAGGCAGCUGCUCUCUCUCGACGGCUCUGGAAGCACUGAUAAGUCAUUGGUAACUUGUGAAAUUGAUACUGGAGCGCGAGCCCUUGAUUGAAAUGCGCGGAAGUUUCCACUUGUCGAGCCACAGCUAUCAGAGCCGCAGGCAAACCCGGUAUACGGAGUCAACGACGUUGCCACUAUAGCUAAUUGUGGGCCAUUAAUUGAUUGGCGGCCACCAGCUCCAGACACGCCCCCUUCAGCGGGACACCGAUACAAAUAAUUUAAUAAGGAAAGAGGAGCCAAAAGGAGGCAGCAGGAGGCAGCAGGAAAGCAGCACGCAGCACACAGUACUUAGUACCUCAGGAAUACCCAGUAAUCAGUAACCAAGCACUUAGCCAUGAAGGGGCAGCAGGAGGCACAGGAGGAGCACUUGGUGCCGCCAUACAAGCCAACAGUCAUCAGCAAGGAUGUGGCAAAGGCCGAGGAUCCGCUGGCCAAGGACAAGCCUCUGGGCGAAAGCAAACUAGCCGUGCUGCGGCAGGAGCUAAUGGUCUUCCUAGGCAACAGUGGUGUCCUUGGCUCCGGCAUGGUGGUCAGCAUGCCGGCCGUCACUCUCAACCAGCUGCACGAUGAGACACAGCCCUUUUGGCUCAACAAGGAUGAGUCCAGUUGGUUUGCUUCCAUCCAGAACAUGGCCUGUCCUUUGGGUGGACUCCUGGUAAGCUACUUCCUGGAUCGCAUUGGACGCAAAUACACCAUCCUGCUUACGAAUUUAAUUGGCCUCAUUGGCUGGAUCCUGCUGGUCACCAGCUUCAUGCAUGAGGAUCGAGAUAUGAUCUACUACCAGAUGCUAUUGGGACGUGCUUUCGGUGGAAUCAUGAUUGGAAUGUUUGUGUCACCGGUGGGUGUGUAUUCGGCGGAAAUCAGCUUGCCACGGAUCAGGGGACGCCUCAUCCUGGGCACCUCACUGGGCCUGGCCAGUGGCAUCCUGCUGAUGUACUGCCUUGGCUACUUCAUACGCCACAACAUCGUCUUGAUCUUUGGCAUUAGCUGUGGCUAUCAACUGAUGGCCACCCUGCUCGUCUUCCCCAUGCCGGAGUCACCCAGCUGGCUGCUGACCAAGGGACGAGAGGAGAGGGCCAGGACAUCGCUCAGAUACUUCCGCGGACUGCCCAAGAAGGAGGUUGACUACGUACCCGAAUUCGAGGCGGAACUGUCGCACAUGAAGGAGGUGGCGGAUGCCAGCAUGAGCACCGCAGCCAGCGAAUCCCUCAGCCAGAUGAUCCAUCGUCCGGAGGUCUACAAGCCUGUGCUCAUGAUGACCACCUUCUUUGGCUUCCAGCAGGCCUGCGGUGUUGUGGUGAUCAUUGUGUAUGCCGUCCAGAUUGCCCAGCAGGCAGGUGUCACCAUCGAUCCGGUUCUGGUGGCCGUGAUGCUGGGUGUAGCCCGUAUCGUGACCACUUUCUUCAUGAGCGGCAUCUUUGAGAAGUGGGGCAGGAAGCCAUCGGGCAUAUUCUCCGCCACAGGCAUGGGCUUCUGUAUGCUUCUGCUGGCCGCCGGCAGCUGGUUCCCGGAAUCGGUGGGCGUGAUCCAUUGGCUGCCCGUCUUGUGCAUCGUGGCCCACAUUGUGUUCUCCACUAUGGGCAUGCUCACGUUGCCGUUCUUCAUGAUCUCGGAGGUGUUCCCGCAGCGAGCAAGAGGCAGUGCCUCUGGUAUUGCCAUCUUCUUUGGCAUGAUCCUGGCCUUUGUCAUGCUGAAGAUCUAUCCGAAUAUGGAGGCGGCUUUGGGCACUGCCAAUCUGUUUGCCUUCUAUGCUGGCAUAUCCUUCCUGGCGGCUGCCUUCAUUGGCGUCUUCGUGCCGGAGACGAGGGGCAGGACACUCGAGGAGCUGGAGGAGCGCUGGCAGACGGGCAAGUUCUCGCGGCGUCUCACCGUUAAUAACCUAAAGGAUGUGGAAUUGCAUGAGGUCUUUCUCAAGAAGUAAUCCUACCCAUGUAUAUAUUCCAAAUAAUCGAGAAGCAAGGACAAGUCCCGGGGGGAAGGAGAGAGUUAUAGCUCGAUUCCAAUGACACUCCUGAAUAUUAUUUAUUAAAUUUUAAGCAUAAUUGUUCCGAAAUUGGAUAGAAAGAUAGGUUUUUUUUUGUUUUUGUUCUUAAAGUUUAAUUUAGAAAUCAAGAAAGGAUGCUUUGGAAUCUGGCUAUAUAGUUUUUAAAACGGGUCCCUGGGUAUUCAAUCUGUGAUGUGAUAAGUACUUAACAGCCUUGGUGGCCAUGGAAUGCGGCAUAUAGACAAUUUGAUAAACAAUAAAAACCAUUUACCAAGUAAACAAAGUCAGUUGAAGUGCAUAAUGAAGCUGUUGCGAUGGGUAAGAUAUCAAAACAAUGCAUAAGCUCCAUAUAUACAUAUAUUUUGCUUUGUUUUUACUAUAUAUAUUUAUAUUUUUGUAUUAUUAAGAUAAUAAAGAACACAUUUAAUACAAGUUACAUGAACUUA
Molecule: messenger RNA, 2643 nt
Organism: Drosophila serrata
Lineage: Eukaryota; Metazoa; Arthropoda; Insecta; Diptera; Drosophilidae
Product: facilitated trehalose transporter Tret1
Biological process (GO): carbohydrate transport; transmembrane transport
Cellular component (GO): membrane
Molecular function (GO): sugar transmembrane transporter activity
Source: RefSeq, a predicted model, not a curated record